Miniopterus natalensis is the source of this 2746-nucleotide messenger RNA. The record is from RefSeq and is a predicted model, not a curated record. NCBI's taxonomy places the organism in Eukaryota, Metazoa, Chordata, Mammalia, Chiroptera, Miniopteridae.
AACCGUUCUGGGGCCUGAGCCUGCCCUGACGCGCAGGGACGUCGGGGUGGCGCUAGGAAGUGCCCUUCGCACGAGCAUCUCUGGCGAGUCUGAUUCGGGCGGUCCAGACUUUGGGUAACGCUGUGUAGUGGGAUUUAAGUUCCCACUUUGCCCCUUGCUAGCUGAGUUAUUGGGGGCACCUCAGCCUCCCUCAGCCUCAGUUGCCUCACCUGUAAAAGGAGAAUAUAAAUCUUAUUCACCUCUCAGGUUUAUUGUGAAAAUACAUGUGAAGCUUUUUUGCACGUUGCCUGGUAGACGUUAAUCCAUCAGUAAAUAAGCCUAUUGCGAUGUAAAGGUUUAGAGAAAAACUCUGUAAUGUCUGAGAGUGUCCGAGUAAUAGAAGACCCAACAGUGAGGGCCUCACCUUUGCUGGCAGAAGAUCACAGCAGAACCCUGUUCACAUGACGGUCACAGAUGAAUUCCCCUUGCCUCCUAACGUGACACACGGACAGCAGCCUGGGAUAGGGCCCUGGACAUCUUUGGGGGCCGUUAUCCUGCCCACGACAGCCACCUUUUCGUGAUUUCACAGAUGGUUGACAUGAAAGCUUUUGUUUUAUAUUUUUGCCUUGUAGAGGUUUUUGCUGGGAGAAUUAGCAGUGACCUUUCAAUAUGGGGGAUAUCCUGGCUCAUGAAUCCGAGUUACUUGGACUGGUGAAAGAGUAUUUAGAUUUUGCUGAAUUUGAAGACACCUUGAAAACAUUUUCAAAAGAAUGCAAAAUGAAAGGAAAACCAUUACCUAAAACAGCCAGUGGCUCUUUAAGGGACUCCAAAUCAUCAAUAAUCCAGAAGGACCUCCUUACUGCAUUUGACAACGGAGCCCAGAAGGUGUUCUUCGGUUUGUGGGAGGAGCAUGUUCCCAGCUCCAUCCGGGAUGGUGACUCCCUCGCCCAGAAGUUGGAAUUCUACCUUCACAUCCAUUUUGCCAUCUAUCUUCUGAAACACUCCGUGGGGAGACCUGACAAAGAGGACUUGGAUGAAAGGAUUUCUUAUUUCAAAACCUACCUGGAGAGCAAAGGGGCUGCGCUGAGCCAGACCACGGAGUUCCUCCCUUUCUAUGCCCUGCCGUUUGUCCCCAACCCUAUGGUGCACCCAUCAUUUAAAGAGCUCUUCCAGGAUUCUUGGACUCCAGAAUUGAAGUUGAAGUUGGAAAAGUUUCUAGCUUUGAUUUUUAAAGCCAGUAACACGCCAAAGCUUUUCACAUUAUAUAAGGAGAGUGGACCAAGUCACAAAGAAAUGUUGCAGCAGCUCCACCAGCAGUUGGUAGAAGCUGAGCGCAGGUCGAUGACAUACCUGAAACGGUACAAUAAGAUCCAGGCGGACUACCACAACCUCAUCGGGGUCACAGCAGAGCUGGUGGAUUCUCUGGAGGCAACGGUCAGCGGCAAGAUGAUCACUCCCGAGUACCUGCAGAGCGUCUGCGUCCGCCUCUUCAGCAACCAGAUGCGGCAGAGCCUGGCUCACAGCAUGGACUUCACGAGGCCUGGGACGGCUUCAACCAUGUUAAGAGCCUCCUUGGCACCCAUGAAACUGAAGGAUGUCCCAUUGCUGCCCUCCUUGGAUUAUGAGAAGCUGAAGAAGGAUUUGAUUUUGGGGAGCGACCGCUUGAAAGCUUUCUUGCUGCAGGCUCUGCGCUGGCGCUUGACCACAUCCCAUCCUGGAGAGCAGAGGGAGACCGUUCUGCAGGCCUACGUCAGCAACGACCUCCUGGACUGUCACGGUCACGGCCAGAGGAGCGUGCUGCAGCUGCUGCGCGGCAGGAGCGACGUGGUGCGCCAGUACAUGGCCAGGCUCGUCAACGCCAUUGCGUCCCUGGCAGAAGGUCGCCUCUACCUCGCCCAGAGCACAAAGGUGCUGCAGAUGCUGGAGGAGCGGCUGAGGGAGGACAAGGACAUCAUCACCCGGGAGAACGUGCUCGGGGCCCUGCAGAAGUUCAGCCUCAGGCGCCCGCUGCAGACAGCCAUGAUUCAGGAUGGCCUCAUCUUCUGGCUGAUCGACCUCCUGAAGGAGCCUGACUGCCUUUCUGACUACACGCUGGAGUACUCGGUGGCCCUGCUCAUGAACCUCUGCCUCCGGAGCGCAGGGAAGAACAUGUGCGCCUCGGUAGCGGGCCUCGUGCUGAAAGUUCUUUCGGAUCUGCUGGGCCACGAAAACCACGAGAUACAGCCGUACGUGAAUGGAGCGCUGUACAGCAUCCUCUCUGUCCCAUCCAUUCGUGAGGAAGCGAGAGCAAUGGGAAUGGAAGACAUCCUCCGCUGCUUCAUGAAAGAGGGAAACGCUGAAAUGACCCGCCAGAUCGAGUUCAUCAUCAAGCAGCUGAAUUCAGAAGAGCCCCCGGCUGCUGGUCUCGAAUCCGACGAUGAUGAAGACGAAGAUGAUGAAGAGGACCAUGACACCAUGGAAGCUGAUCUGGACAAAGAUGAGCUGAUCCAGCCCCAGCUUGGAGAACUCUCAGGCGAGAAACUUCUGACCACGGAGUACUUGGGAAUCAUGACCAACACGGGGAAGACGAGGCGGAAGGGGCCGGCCGGCGUGGAGCGGGGCGGCCACGAGCCCCUGCGCAGGCCCGUCACUCCCGGAGGCCACAGGAACGGGUACCCGGUGUAAGUUCGGGCUAAAGAGAUCUAUUUUCUUAAGCUCUGUUUUAAUUAACUGCAAUGUCAGGUAUAUGUAUAUAAAAUUUCAAAAUAAAAUGUUCCUAUUGAAAGCA